CAAACCAAUACCAGGAUGCCAGAUGUUUUUGAGUUACCACGCUCAUCGUUCGUGAACAUCCAACGGCCUGGACAGGACCAACAGCAGCCCACUUCGAAAGGGAAAAGUCAAUCCCAGUAUACUGAACAACUCGCCUAUAAAGGAUUCGCUCCUUCGCCAUUCAUCAACGGAACUUCAACCAGUUCAGACGUAUCUCCAUUUUCAACUGUUCGACAAUUGUUGAACCCGUUAGUGGAAAGUGUUAUCUGUACAAAAUCAACCGACGCGAACAUGAUCGGUACGGCCAAGAUUCUCUCGGGCGCGGAUGUUUCCAAAGAAAUUCGUGACAAAUUGAAGAAAGAUGUGAGUGAAAUUAGGAAUAAAAUUCCGACCCUUGUGCCGGGAUUGGCCAUUGUGCAAGUUGGUGAUCGCGAAGAUUCAAACGUGUACAUCCGCAUGAAGAUUAAGGCUGCCGAAGAGAUUGGAAUCUACGCGGAGCACAUGCAACUUCCCAAGUCAACUACGCAAGAUGAACUCCUGGCCGUGAUAAAGCGCCUCAAUGAGGAUCCCAACUUUCACGGUAUCAUCGUGCAGAUGCCACUGGAAUCGGACUGUCCGAUCGAUUCGCAUCUGAUCACCGACGCCGUCUCUCCCGAUAAGGAUGUCGAUGGACUCAACACCAUCAACGAGGGCCGUCUUGCCGUGGGAGAUUUGAGUGGAUUUCUACCGUGCACUCCAAAUGGGUGCAUGGAACUGAUCAAGCGAAGCGGAAUUCCCAUCGCAGGAUCGCACGCCGUCAUCAUCGGGCGCAGUAAGAUCGUGGGGACUCCGAUGUCCGAGCUGCUCAAGUGGCACGAUGCUACGGUUACGGUUUGCCAUUCCAAGACGAAAAACAUGAACAUGACGAUCAAAAAAGCUGACAUCUUGGUAGUGGCCGUUGGUAAACCGGAAAUGAUUCGUGGGGCCUGGAUUAAGCCAAGUGCUGUUGUUAUCGAUUGCGGCAUCAAUUCCAUCCCAGAUCCGACAAAGAAGAGCGGCCAACGGUUGGUGGGGGAUGUGAAGUACGACGAAGCCCUGAUGGUGGCAUCGCAUGUCACCCCAGUACCGGGUGGCGUUGGCCCGAUGACCGUGGCAAUGCUGAUGCAAAACACGGUUCAGUCUGCUCAGAGAGUCGCCAAGAGGCUGAUCGAUAUGGAGUUCCGCUGGAUGAUCAAGACGCUCCCGUUGAAACCGUUGGAGCAGGUACCGAGUGAUAUCGAUAUCGCUCGCUCCCAAACGCCCAAGGAUAUUUCUCUUCUGGCUUCCGAAAUUGGCCUAAUCCCAUCGGAAGUUUCACUCUAUGGCGAUAAGAAGGCCAAGAUUUCUCUAAAAGUAUUGGACCGUUUGAAAAACGAAGAGGAUGGUAAAUACGUCGUCGUUGCUGGUAUCACCCCUACCCCACUGGGUGAAGGUAAAAGUACCACCCUAGUAGGGUUAGUUCAAGCUCUAACUGCCCACAAGCGAUGCAAUUCCGUCGCUUGUCUCCGGCAACCAUCGCAAGGGCCAACGUUCGGUAUUAAGGGGGGCGCCGCUGGCGGUGGAUAUUCGCAGGUGAUUCCAAUGGAGGACUUCAAUCUGCAUUUGACUGGGGAUAUCCAUGCCGUUACAGCUGCCAACAACCUGCUGGCAGCGCAACUGGAUGCGAGAAUUUUCCAUGAAGCGACACAAACCGAUCAGGCACUGUACGAACGGCUGGUCCCGGCAAUCAAAGGUUCGAGAAAGUUCUCCGCCAUUCAACUGCGCCGUUUGAAGCGUUUGGGUAUUGAAAAGACCGAUCCAUAUACCUUGACACCGGAGGAAAUUCGCCGGUUCUCGCGGUUGAAUAUUGACCCGCAUAAUGUGGUUUGGACCAGAGUAUUGGAUGUCAACGAUCGCUAUCUCCGCAAGAUUACGAUUGGGCUAUCUCCAACUGAGAAGAACAUGAUCCGGGACACCAGUUUCUCGAUUUCUGUUUCCAGUGAAAUUAUGGCAAUCCUAGCCUUGGUAACAAGUUUGGAAGACAUGAAGCAACGACUCUCCAAGAUGGUGGUCGCUUUCGAUCGUAAUGGAACGCCAGUUACGGCUGAUGAUCUGGGUGUAACUGGAGCCAUGAUGGUCCUGCUCAAGGAUGCCAUAGAACCAACCUUGAUGCAAACUUUGGAGGGAACUCCAGUGAUGGUUCAUGCAGGUCCAUUCGCAAACAUUGCGCACGGUUGUUCAUCGAUCAUUGCGGAUGAUAUUGCCUUGAAGCUGGUUGGAAAACCGGGAUAUGUCGUUACGGAAGCUGGCUUCGGAUCGGACAUUGGAAUGGAAAAAUUCUUCAACAUCAAAUGCCGUGCUUCUGGAAAGGUACCUAAUGCAGUGGUUCUGGUGAUGACGGUUCGUGCACUGAAGAUGCACGGUGGUGGUCCUCCGGUUGUGUCUGGAGCUCCCCUCCGUAAGGAGUAUACGAUGGAAAACUUGGAACUGAUCGAAAAGGGACUGCCAAAUCUUUUGAAGCACAUUGACAACGGUUUGAAGUAUGGUGUUCCGGUUGUGGUAGCUAUCAAUGCUCACUCGAGCGAUACCAAGGCGGAACAUGACCUGAUCAAGAAGGCUUGCAAACAAGCCGGUGCAUUCGCUGCCGUCGUUUCCAAUCACUGGGCAUUGGGGGGAUCUGGAGCGACAGACCUAGCCCAAGCAGUCAUCGAUGCCUGUAGCAAGCAAUCUGAGUUCAAACUUCUGUACGAGCUGGAAUUGACGAUCGAGGAAAAGAUCCUGAAAAUUGCCAAAGAGAUGUACGGUGCAGGAACGAUCGAACUAACCGCCAAGGUUAAGGAUGCCAUUAGACUAUACACCGACAAGGGCUUCGGUAACCUACCGAUUUGCAUGGCCAAGACCGCCAUGUCCCUGACCGGUGAUCCCAGUGCCAAAAAUGCUCCAAAGGACUUCAAACUGGUCAUAAACGAUAUCUGUCUGUCGGCCGGUGCCGGGUUCAUUGUUCCGAUGUGUGGGGAGAUCACCAAAAUGCCAGGUCUUCCAACCAGACCGUCGAUAUUCGAUAUUGAUUUGAACACCGAAACGGGAGAGAUCGAAGGUCUUUUCUAGACGCAUCAAUCUUCGCCUACUUCAUGGAACGACUAUUUCUACUAUGCUACAGAACGAAGCGCUGAUAACAACAUCUUCAACAUCAAGAGCGGGGCGGUGCUUCUACUUUCAAUCUCUCUGUUUUUCUCCUGAUAGAUUAAAAAAAUAUGUUUUUAUGAAAAUCACACAAGCAACUGUUUUGAGCUUUUUAGAGGAAACAUUUAGACCGUUUGUAGAAAUAUGUAUCUAAUAAAAUUGCUUACUUUUAUGAA
Messenger RNA from Ochlerotatus camptorhynchus, 3335 nucleotides. RefSeq names its product pug C-1-tetrahydrofolate synthase, cytoplasmic (gene pug). Gene Ontology annotation, cellular component: cytosol. Gene Ontology annotation, molecular function: ATP binding; formate-tetrahydrofolate ligase activity; methylenetetrahydrofolate dehydrogenase (NADP+) activity. The record is from RefSeq and is a predicted model, not a curated record. The transcript has 11 exons. The coding region runs from base 16 to 3084 and encodes 1022 amino acids. Gene Ontology annotation, biological process: tetrahydrofolate interconversion. NCBI's taxonomy places the organism in Eukaryota, Metazoa, Arthropoda, Insecta, Diptera, Culicidae.